AUGUAUCCAAAGAAAUGGUUGGACGACGCAGAAAUAGUUAAAUUUCCUUACAACAUAUUUUCUGGUAUUACUUAUAUCAAUAAAGGUGCUUCGGGACAAGUUUAUAGAGCCAAAUGGAAGAGCGAUAUGGAUGUAGCAUUGAAAGAAAUUAUGAAAAAGACGAAAAAAGAUGACGGUGAAGUUAUGAAACAAUUUGUCCACGAGUUUAGAUCACAUAGUCAAGUUGAUGGCCAUGAAAAUAUUUUGAAUAUUUAUGGGAUAACGCAAAAUCCUAAAUCGGGAAAUUAUUCAUUGGUUUUACAAUUCGCUAACCACGGGACGCUCCAUGAAUAUUUGUCUGCAAAUGUUGAUAAAUUGGAUUGGACAAAAAAGUUAGGUUUAGCAUAUCAGCUUGCUAGUGGCAUACAAGCAUUGCAUAGUAAAGGAAUAAUUCAUCGAGACUUGCAUGCGGGAAAUGUUCUUAUAGUCGAUGAUAAUAUUAAGAUUUCGGAUUUUGGAUUGUCAAAAUCUAGAGAAAAAGUUUAUGGAAAAAUUAGAUAUACAGAUCCCAGAUGUCUCGAGCACCCCAAAAACGAGAAAUCGGACAUUUUUAGUUUAGGAAUUUUGUUAUGGCAAAUCUCAAGUUGUAGACCACCAUACGAAUGGAUUGAAAAUGAUCAGGAUGUUUAUCUGUCUGGUGAAAGAGAAACUAAGGUUGAUGGAACUCCUGAAGAGUACUUUGAUUUAUGCACUAGAUGUUGGGACUCAGACCCAGAUAAUCGACCAGAUAUCAAAUCUGUUGUUGAAUAUCUUGACAAACUAAGGGAACAACAUUAUACUGUACCAACUAUUAUACAAAAAUCCACGAACGAACACUUACAAAAUGCUUCGACAGAUUGUAAUCAUAGCAGUGGAGCGUAUCACGAUUUUAAAUUUAACGAUCUUAUGAAUGAACAAGAUCUGCUUAUGAAGCAAAAUAUGGGUAACACUAGUGAUAGUGAUAAAUAUAUCAGUGAUUCUAACACCAACAACAAUAACAAUAAUGACGACAUAAUUAACAUUUUUAACGUGAAUAGUUUUGACAAUUCUAGUAAUGCCGAUACUUAUUAUAAUUCAUCCUUACAUUCCAUUACAAUGAUCGACCCAUCUCCUCCCAAAGAUAAUAAUUCUAAAUUCAUUCGCAAUGAACAAUCAAAAACUUGUUUACAAUAUGCAAGCAAUUCAACCCAAAGUUGCACACCUAUAAUUCUUACAAGUUGUCCUGUUGAUCGAUUUGGUGAAAUUUCUGAUUUAACAAAAUGGAAUCUUAUUUCAGCAAAUCCAUCUCAGCCAUUAUCAAAUUCGACUGAAAUUUUCAUUGAAUCCUUAGAUAACAAAUUAUGCCUUACCACCCAAUCCAAUUCUGCUGUGCAAGCUUGUCCUUGUGAUAAUGGGGUCACUCAAAAAUGGAAACUGAAUAGUGAUGAUACUUUCACGAGCAGCUCAAAUAAUGGAAAAUGUUUAACAAUGUUAGCUGAUAAUUUAGGCUUGGAUACUUGUCAAAAUAAUUCUACACCUAUGUCAUGGAAAACUUAUAAUGUUGCUCCUAAUGCUGUUAACAUUUAUAUUAAUCCAUUAUUUAGUGGAAAUGCUACCCAAUUAGUUGUAGAUCAAUAUACAUCGAAAACUCUCCCAACAAGCAUUUUCAAAUCACCAUUUUCACUUGAGAUUCCACCCGGUUUUCUAUUUGAGAUUGAUUCGGGAGGAAGCGAUCCCAUAAUUUAUGAUUCUGAUAUUGCUCAAGCUGAUCCUAUAAAAUUAUUAACUUCUACAAUAAUUGUCAAGUUAAAGUCUGGAGUGGUUAUUUAUGAACAACCUGCAUAUUUUGGUAACAGUGAGUUUUUUGAAGUUGGUGCUUCAGAAACAACUACUCAAACAAAAGCUAUUAUGAUUGGUUCGGUUAUGGUACCUGAUGGUUUUCGUGGUGUUGUGUGGCAAUCCUCUAAUUUCUCUGGUACAAAUCUUGGUUUAUUUGAACCUGUUGCCAAUUUUACUGGUGUGUCCGUUGCUACUAAUCAAGCACCAGCUGGCAGUUUCGAUAUAUCUUCAGCAUCAUGUACAAAUGAAUGUGGUUCAGGUGGUUUUUGUAAUGAGAAAAAAACAUGUGUUUGUAAGAAUGGUUUCACUGGUGAAAAAUGCGAUCAAUGUUUACCUGGUUUUUUUGGACCAAAUUGUCAAGAUGGUUUAUCUGGUUCAGGAGCUUGCAAAUGUAAGGAUGGAUUCACUGGUGAAAAAUGCGAUCUAUGUUUGCCUGGAUUUUUCGGCACAAAUUGUCAAGCAUGUAAUUGUGGAAACGGUACUUGUGAUGAUAAAGGAGCUUGUUCAUGUAAUGCUGGAUGGGCCAAUGAUCCAAAUGAUCCCAAGAAACUAUGUUCAACUUGUGAUACUGGUUUUUUUGCUUCAGGAGAAGAUUGCAAAGUUUGUUCAUCGGGUUGUAAUUCAUGUGAAGCACAAACUGGUAAAUGUACAGUAUGUAAACCAUCACUUGCUUUAAGUACUGAUGAUGCAACAAAAUGCGUUCCUGCAGCAAAUAGUUGCACAGCUGGCCAAUAUUUCGACUCAGCAUCACAACUAUGUCAACCAUGCAACACCCAAUGUCAAACUUGUUAUGGUCCCGGUCCUGGAGACUGUUUAAAAUGUCUACCACCUUUAAGUUAUUUUAAUGGUGGAUGCCUUCCACAAAAACCUACUAAUGAUGGUAAAUGUCAACUAAACGUUGCUACGCAGCAAGCAUUUUUCAUUGAUAAUUCGCAAGGUGCAUGUGAAGCUUGUCCAAGUUCUUGCACCGAUUGUUCUAUACAAGGCUAUACUCCACAAAGUCCAAAGGAGAGCAUGACUUGUUCCAAAUGCAUGCCAGGCUUCGUUUUAGACAAUGGUAAAUGUGUUAAAACUUGUUCAUCCAACAAAUUUGCUGACAAAGAUAUGACGUAUUGUAAUUCCGCAUGCAAGUCAUGUAGUGGGCCUCUUGAAAAUCAAUGUUUAUCAUGUUCAAAUUCCGCUAAUUUUGCUAUUAAUGGAGUAUGUUCACCAACGCCAUGUCCAUCGUCCUACGUGUCUUUAAAUACAACAUGUACAAAAUGUCAUCCAGAUUGUGCAGAAUGUUCAGGACCUGGUAUCAAUCAGUGUACAAAAUGUCCAUCAAACAGACCAGUGCUAACCAAAGAUGGGCAAUGUAUAGAAGUUUGUCCAAUGGGAACAUACCUUGAUAGUACUGGCAAAUGUCAACAAUGUAAUAAAAAAUGUUCAUCAUGUGUUGGUCCAGAUGCUAAUCAGUGCCUUGGUUGUUCAAAUCAGUCAAAUGUAUUGAUUGAUGGUUCUUGUAAUAGCUCAUGCCCCCCGGGUACCAAAUUAAUAAAAAGUGAAAGAUUAUGCCAGAACGAAGAAAAUAAUCAAUUGGUGCCACCUCAGCCAGCUGCUAAUAGUGGUAAUGAUACAGCGCAAGAAAAAAAGGGACUAGAAUGGUGGCACAUUCUAAUAAUAAUUCUUUCAAUAAUCAUAUUCCUGGUUGGUAUGGUGCUGUUGAUCAGAUAUUUGGCCGUUAAGAGAAGGAAGAAACAAACGGAUGAGUUCAAGGAAGCGUUGGAUGAGAACCAUGUGAAAAAACAAGUGAGAAAUUUGUAUGAGAUCGCACCCAGGUUGUUAAAGAAGAAAAAAAACAAGAGUCAUAGAAACUCCCAAUUGGCUGAACUUGAACCAGCAUAUUCGACAAACCCAAAAGAAUUUAAACAAAUUGACAUUGAUGUUGAUGGAAGUAUAGGAAAUUAUAACGCAACGACUUCUCAAAUUUUUAACACUCCACCACCAUAUGAUCCAAAAGCUGGUGAAAUGUAUUGGAAAAAUAAUGAAUAUGUUUUAAAACGAGCACCACCAACAACUGGCCAAACUGUUGCAAAUGAUGUUUAUUAUAAUGGUGGUAGCAGUGGUACUAGUGAAAGUAAUAGUGGAAAUUGGAAUGGUAAAAUUGAUGGAAAAAGUUCAAAUUGGGGAGAUAAUUGGAUAUAA
Molecule: messenger RNA, 4020 nt
Organism: Entrophospora candida
Lineage: Eukaryota; Fungi; Glomeromycota; Glomeromycetes; Entrophosporales; Entrophosporaceae
Source: the annotation of a GenBank genome assembly